Molecule: messenger RNA, 5315 nt
Organism: Dendronephthya gigantea
Lineage: Eukaryota; Metazoa; Cnidaria; Anthozoa; Malacalcyonacea; Nephtheidae
Exons: 27
Coding region: 182-4945 (1587 amino acids)
Molecular function (GO): protein binding
Source: RefSeq, a predicted model, not a curated record
AUGUCUGGCAAAUGCAACAUGAUCUGACAUGGAGGGAUUCAUAUCUAGGGCAUUUUGCUUGCUUCUGAAAACUACAUGACUAAUAUCUGCACGAGGGUACAAUGGUACAAUAUAUUGUCAAUAAAUAUGUGGACAGGCGAUUGCGGUGGUUAGAUUUCUAGGUGGAAAUCCAUAGUCAACCAUGACAGACACUUUGACAUCGCUAUUGAAGGAGCCGUCGGCAAAUAAACCAUCUCUAGCUGUUGGGAAAGUUAGUUCACAUUGGAAACUCUUAAAGUCCUUGAUAAAUACUGAUGAAGACAAUGGGAAACACGUUAAAGGCAUAGAUGUUGAUAAAUAUCCAAAAAUAAUUAGUCAUGGUAUUCACCAUCGAGGAAAAAUAAACAUAAAAAGUUCAAAAGAGCAGACGUUAGAGUUUGUGGCGUCUUUGUUGGAUUGUUAUGCUACUUUGAACAAUGAAGGCAAGAUUACAGUUGUUUCUCCAAGUGGAAAGACCAAGCGAAUCAAGUCUGAUGAAUGCUUCAAAGGGAUAGUAUUUUCGACAAAAUCAAAACAAUGUAUCUGCUGGGGUGAUAGUGACAAGUUAAAGUUGAUGAAUGAAUCAUUUAAACCUGUCAGUACAUCUCAAUCAGUUGCAAUUAUACAUUGUGCUGUGUACAACAAGUCAACACAUGAAGUUAUAACAGCAGGAGAUGGUAAUAUUACUUGUUGGAGUUUCCGUUAUGGCGGAAAGUUUCUAAUGCCUCGUAAAAUUGUAACGGAGAACUUGGAGAACUCUUCAGUUUCUGGGAUAUGUUUAGAAGACUCUUUAAGCAAGAGUCAACGUUGCUUUAUAUCUACUGGCACAAAUAUCGCGUCAUUCAAUAUUCUUGAAGGAAAAUGUCUAUCUUUUUUAAAAAAUAGACAUGCUCAAGAAAUAACCUGUUUGGUCUAUUUCAACCCACGCAAGUUCCUAAUAUCAGCAGCCAGAGACGGGUCUAUUAAAGUCUGGAACGAUGACGGGAGUUUAGGAAUUGCGUUCGUAGGACAUCAUGGUUGUGUGAACAGUUUAGCAAUCUAUCCAUUUGGUCAAUUUAUUCUCUCAGCAUCGAGUGAUAUGACAUUGCGUGUUUGGAGUUUAGAAGCAAAAGAUGAAGUAGAUCGAAUGCAAUGUGACUAUCCGGUAAAAGGCAUUGAAACUGUCAUUGGAAAAGAUAAUCUGUAUUCAUUUACGCCACAAGGAAUUGAUUUGUGGAAAAUCAAACACAUUCACACUGAGCAGACAUUAAUUGGUUGCAAAAUAAAGAGUUUAAAACAAACGACACAUCCUAAGUUUCCACUACGCAUUGUAUGUGUUUGUGCGGAUGCUGCUGUUCGCCUUAUUUCUGGUAAAACUGGUGAUAUAAUAACCACAUUUCUGGUUCCUGAUCUUACUACAGUAACUGAUGCAGUUUACUCGGCGGGAGAAGAUUUACUGUUUACGUUACUUAUCAAUGGAAAGAUAUUAAAAGGUUCAACAGACACAAAUCCUAGUUCGUUGCUGGAAGUCUGGGAAUGCAAAGACUUGACGAGUCCUUGCACGUGCUUGUGUCUCUAUGAGUACAUUAUCGAGGAUCUGUUGGCAGACACAACGUGGCAAAAUGUCGUCCAAGCUGCUAAAGUUAAGAAAGCCGGUGCAUCUUUAGCAAACGACAUUGAUGAUCGAACACUGUUGUUGGGCGGGUGUGUCGAUGGUAACAUCGUCGUGUUUGACUGGAAAGAUAAGAGAAACCCAGGAAAAGUAAUAUUCAAAAUUGAGGGUCAUCGUGAUGAGAUAGUUGGCAUGAUAUCGAAUCCGAAAAUUGAUCGUGUUGUGUCAUCUGGCCUGGACAACGUUGUAAAAAUUUGGCGUCUUUUCCCUUUUGCUGAAGAGGCGUUAGCUCCAUUGAUGACUCUAUAUUUUGAUGAGCUGCCACGUCAUCUCUGUGCAUCACAUCAUAGAUUACUGGUAGCUCUUUAUGAAAGAUCACGAGCUAAUUAUGCCGUCACAGUUUAUAAGACAACACAUAAAGAGCGGUUCGACCAUCCCACUGAGGACGACCACAACGAUGAAGUGAUAGCCGUGAGCAGUUGUUUAAAAAUGAGGUUGUUUGCGACUGUUAGUUUAGACGCAACCGUUCGCAUUUGGGAUGAAAGCAAUCGUUUAAAGCGAGUCAUAAAAUUGAAUGCUACUCCUUCAGCGUUGUGUUUUUGCAGCGAACGUGGUGAUAUUAUGGUCGCUAUUGGAAAUUCUCUUCAUCGAAUCAAAUAUGCAAAAUAUCUUCCUCAAUCGUAUGUCUACAGAAUGGUUGGGAUGGAAUUCAGAGAUUUUUCUGCUGAUUCAGUCAUUUCAAUCGACGAGACAAUAUUGAAAAGUCUUAGUACUGUGGACCAGCAACGUUUAACAAAAGCCCGUGUAUAUUCUUCUGGGAAUGCAUAUGAACCAGAUCCACUGACAGAUCGUGAGAAUGAAGAAAAAAAACAAGAAGCAAAACAUCGUGCAUUGGAAAUGGAGAAAAUCCAGGAACGAGAAAAUGACCUAAAGAAAUUACGAGAUGGAGAACUUCAUAGCUCGAAAAAGAAACCAAAAUUGGACGAAAAUUUACAAAAUGAAGCCUUUGAAAGAUAUCUAUCUUUGUUUUAUAAUAGAACAUCAAUUACCUUACCAGAAAACUCUGAUAAUGGGAGUGACAUUCCCUUAUACCAAGAUAAAGAUGUUUAUAUUCCAGAUGCGAAACCUAAUGGAUUUUUCUGCAUUGAUCAUCAGUCUUCAUUUAAAUACAGAAAUACUAUAGAGAAUGAGGACGAUUCUAGCGUUUCACAGUCUGCUGAUACAGACUUACCUGAGAACAGGUCAAGAUCACAAUCCCUGCCUAUCAUAAAUGAAGAACCACCGUGCUUAGAAUAUGAGAAGAAUUUUGUAUUGGAAGACACUAGUGUUGAGUUGUCAGGGGACAGAACUGAAUCAUUCCCAUCACCAAUUGAUAAGAACAAACAAAAGACAAAACGUAAAAGUAAAUCCGCAGACAAGAAAUAUAAAAAUCGUGUACAAAAGGAAAUCGUUGUAGGAAAAUCUCCAGGAAGUUAUCCAGUUCCUGUUGACGCAUUACAAGACGUCUCUCGUGAGUGUACUGAGCUUGCAAUGGUUGAAGACGAAAAUGGUAAACAAUACGAGGCAAUAUUGAUUGCACCUGAUGGAUAUAUUCCUAACUCGGUUGUCGCGGCUUUAUUUGAUGACAUGAGAAAUAAGAAAGAACCAGAAGUACAAGAGGAAAUUAUACCGUACAGGCCGCCACAGUUGACAAUGGCUCAAUUGUUGGAAAUAAAAGCAGGUGCAAAGAUAACGGUAUCGGAAGCAAAUUCUGAGUUUAGUACGGAAGAUGGUAUUUUACCGACAGUAAACAAGAUCGAUUAUGAAGAACAGUUACGACGUGUCUUGCGAGAUAGUCCAUCACCUGAAAUACUGUCUGAUGAAGAAUUUAUAAUGCCUCCAGAAUCGCCACCAGCAGAAACUACGAACACGAAGAAACCGCUGUUAAAAUCUGCAACAGAAUAUUUUGCCACCAGAAGUCCUUUAAUAAGAAGUCCCUUGCCUGUUUUAAGGAAAAGUACUUCACUCUUGAGUGAAACCAAAGAUGAACCAAUUGCAAGCAAUAGUUUCGACGUGCCACCACUUGCACAGGCUCCUGAGCCAGCGGUCAGAGUGAGCCGAGCGACAACACCAUUACCUAUCGAGCAAGCUCAACUGCCAGAUUUUAUAUCACAGUUUAAAGGGCUUAAAUGGUUCGAUAAAUUAUUUCCCAAUGCUAAUCCAUCGACGUUUCCUAAACCAUGGACAAUUGACGCGUUUGUUGAACUGCUGCUCAUUUUUCUAUCAAAGACUCCAGAUUACGAUAUGAAACACCAUAUUUGCGCUGCAAUAAUUUUACUUCGUGGUCAAGAGUCAUUUGACGACGGGUGUGUGAAACAGAUUUUGAAAGCUUUAAUAGAAGAAUUGAACAUAUCAAGUGGUUCUCUAACGACCUGGAACUUGGAAACAAAACAAUUUGUUCGAUCAGCUCUACAACUGUUAAAAAUGAUGAAUAAAUAUACACUCGAAGUUGUUGCAGAGUUCAUGUCACACUUUAUCUUGGGUGAUAAAGAAAUAAGGGCAUUCGUUGCCGAUAUUUUCCAUGAGAUUGGAGUUCAAGAGGCAGACCGCUAUUUCUUUCGAGAGUUGGACGAGUUUGACACCUGGGGAGUGCCAGAAAAUACAGUGAAGUCUCAUAUUCACAGACAAUGUCUUAACUGGUUAGAUAAAUGGUUAACACAAUUUAAAGAACACAUACGAUCAUUGGCAGGAAAGAUCAACCGUGCACGCAGUGGGCAAGUUGUGAGGGGCACUAAAAAUCCGAAGACACCUCCACAGGUCAAAGGAAUUUUAAAGGGAAGAGAGUCAAAGACGAAGGAAAAACAAACGGGAGUUUCCUGGAAUUUCCAAACAAUGGGCGACGCAGCAGCAGACAAGGCACAUGCUAUUGACGCAAUCAAUUAUUUCUCGGAAAUGCAACUUCAAUCUGAAAUAGAAAACGCAAAAGCCAGAAGAUAUUCCUUGAAACGACCCGACGGAGAGGACGAAAAAGCAAGAAAUACUGUACUUAUAUUACCUUCCAUUCAUACGAAGCCAAGUCUUGCCCGAUUAGGUGAAACACAUUGCAGUCACUGUCACCCAGAAAGGGAGACUGCGCUGUCCUAUGGAUUUAGAUUACCACCAAUCCACCAGCAGACGUCUAUUAUAGUAAACAACAUUGCAUUACGUCUAAAGACAAUCACAUUAAAUCCCUUUCCUGCGAAAAAUGAUGAAAAGAUCUACGAAAGUUUUCAACAUCAUGAACUUUUAACUUUACGAUCUGCGCAGAAAUAUUUUAUCCCCUCGCGAUCAUACGUUCAACCAGAGACUGUUAAAUGAUCGCUUCGAAGAAUCAAUUAUUCUGCUGACUGUGCAUGCAUUGUCCGACAUUUUCUAGACAUAAAAUUUGUACAAAUUCUUGAAGUGUCAGGUAUUGCUCUUUGCGACUUACUGGCUACAAAGACGUAAAUAAUUUAUUUUAUAUCUGAUAGUGAUACCAUGCACUCUUACGUUUGAUAAACGCGUUGCCUUUCGCCUAAAUCAGCUGGCUGCAAUAUUUUCUAAUCAGAAUAAAUAUUGAUGGUUUGUGAAACAGUCAAUAUUUGUGGCUCAUACAAGUGAGCUGGUAUAGUUAUCCAAUAAAAUUUCAAACAAUUUUCUAAAUUCGUUUUUAAAUAACGGUAUCCGAGAUCUUAAAAUAGGAUGUUUA